AUGUCCGACCUCUUUUCAAUUACUAAGAAUAUUAAUUUACUUCCUCAUCACAAGCUCUCCGCCGCCGCCGCCUCCACCUCCGCCGCGGCCUUCUCUCGUCCUCCGCCGCCCGCCCACCUCGAUCUCCCCCGCCACCUUUCCCUCCACUUCUCCGACGUCCGCUUCAACACCUCGCUCCUCCACCGCGUCCUCGACCUCUCUCCCGCCGCCGGCCGCGCCGCCGUCGAUCUCUACUGCUGGAUCUUCGCUCCUUCAUCCCUGCCGACGAGUCCCUCUCCCUCCUCGUCCACUUCUUCGGCCGCCGCCGCGACUUCAAGGUCAUCAUCGACCUCCUCACCGAAUUCCACCGCCCUCCGCGGCUCUCGACCGCCUCGCCUGCGCCGACUGACCAGCCCAGGCCCUCCGCCUCUUCGAUUCCCUCCCCACGACCGCCGCGCCUUUGCCGCCCUUACCGAACACCGCUUCUCCGGCCACGCCGAGCACACCAUCAAGCGCUACGCCGACGAGAUUUUCCCCGACGAGGAGAUCUGCACCGCCCUCAUCCGGGGCUGGUCCGCCGCCGGGAAGCUUGACGAGGCCCGCCGCCUCAUGGGCGAGAUGCUUCGCGGCGGGUUUGAGCUCUGCACGCCGGCUUACAAUUCGAUCUUGGACUGCGUCCGUGGGUUCUGCCGGAAAAAGGAUUCCCUCCGGCUCCAGUCGAAGGCCGACAAAGUGCUCGUCGAAAUGCGCGCGGCCGGGAUUCCCCGGGAUGCCGAGACGUUCGGUGUCCUCAUCUCCAACCUCUGCAAGAUCCGAAAGACCGAGGACGCCAUGAAGCUCUUCCGAAAAAUGGGCAACUGGGGCCGCUCCCCGAAUGCGGAGACUUAUCUCACUCUCAUUCGGAGCUUGUACCAGAUGGAGCAUAGAAGAUCUCUGCAAACAAAGCUCGAUGCUAGCCUCAGAUAA
Molecule: messenger RNA, 945 nt
Organism: Phoenix dactylifera (date palm)
Lineage: Eukaryota; Viridiplantae; Streptophyta; Magnoliopsida; Arecales; Arecaceae
Source: RefSeq, a predicted model, not a curated record